AAUAAAAAGAUGAAGAAUAAUUAUCCUUUCCCGCUUAACUACUGUUGUCAGAGCGAGAACUAAACCCAUUUCCUUUCUUAAACCCCAACGCCACAAAUUCUUCAUUUCUCUAACAAAAUCUCUGCACAUAAUUCAUAAUUUAGACUAUAGACUGCAAAUCCAUCAAAGUUAUUCAAGAAUUUCGAGGCUUUUACUUCAUCAGUUGCCUCCGUUGAUGGCCUCCUUAUCUUUCACCCAUUUACUUUCAAUUCCCUGCAGGUGGCAUUCAACUUGCCCGAAUUACCAAACAUUAAACUUUGUCCAACUUCAAGAUUUUAGAUUGCAAAAUAAAUGGGGUCUGGCAGCUAUCUCUAGGAAGAAAAUUUCCGAGGCGUUGCCUGAAGGAGAGAAGCCUAAUGAAAAUGAUGUAGUUUUGAAGAAGAAAAACACUACUAGGAAAACUACGAAAGCUACUUCUCGAACUAGGAAGAAAGCAGCUGAUACACCAGAAGAGAAUUCGGAAUUGACGAUAAAUGUUGAUACUACACAUGAAGAAAGUCCUGUUUCUCCGUCGAGCCAAGAUUCUAAGAAAACCCCUAGAAGGUCUCGAAAAAAAGCUACAUCAGCUACUGCUUCUGUGGAGGAAGAAGGCGCUGAGAAGAAAACUAGGAGAAAGAGGAAGACUAAGAAGACGGAUGAGGAUGUGAAAGUGAAAGUGGAGGAUCAAGUUAGUGAACCUGAUAUUAGCGAUAAAGAGGAUUCUGUUUUUGUUCCAAAUGUUGAAGAUGAGAGUGAUGGAGAUCUGGAAUUGGAGAAAGAUGAUGAAGAUGAUGUUAGCUCUACAUAUGGGUGGCCUCCCCUUGUUUGUUGCUUCGGCGCUGCCCAGCAUGCUUUCGUGCCAUCAGGAAGGCCCGCUAACAGACUUUUAAAUUAUGAAAUCCAUGAUAGAAUGAAGGAUGCAUAUUGGGCACCGGAAAAAUUUGUGAGGGCACCUGGAGGAUCUGCAGGCAGUGUUGCAAUCGCUCUUGCAACCUUAGGUGGUAAGGUUGCUCUUAUGGGAAAGCUGGGAGAUGACGAGUAUGGUAAGGCUAUGCUCUAUUAUUUGAAUGUGAGCAACGUACAAACACGAUCAGUUCGUAUUGAUAAUAAAAGGGCAACCGCUGCAUCACAGAUGAAGAUUGCUAAGAGAGGCCGCUUGAGAACGACUUGUGUCAAAACCUGUGCUGAGGAUUCUCUAUCUAAAUCUGAAAUGAAUAUUGAUGUGCUGAAAGAGGCAAAAAUGUUCUACUUCAGCACACAAUCUCUACUUGAUCGAAAUAUGCAAUCGUCCACAUUGGGGGCAAUUAGGAUUUCCAAGAAAUUGGGAGGUCUUAUUUUCUAUGAUCUUAACCUGCCAUUGCCACUCUGGCAGUCUAGUGAAGAAACCAAGUUAUUCAUACAAGAAGCUUGGAAUAAUUCAAAUAUUAUCGAGGUAACUAAGCAAGAGCUUGAGUUUCUCUGCGGGAUCAAGCCCACUGAGGAAUUUGACACCAAAAACAACGCCAGUUCUAAGUUUGUCCAUUAUGGACCAGAAGUGGUUGCGCCACUUUGGCAUGAAAAUCUCAAGGUUUUGUUUGUGACAAAUGGGACUUCUAAGAUACAUUAUUACACUGAGGAGCACAAUGGCUCAGUGCAUGGCAUGGAGGAUCCCCCCAUUACUCCUUUCACGUCUGAUAUGUCAGCUUCUGGAGAUGGUAUUGUUGCAGCUAUUAUGAGAAUGCUCACAGUUCAGGCACACCUCAUUACUGAUAAAGGAUACUUGGAGCAAACACUUAAGUAUGCAAUUGACUGUGGAGUAAUAGAUCAAUGGCUGCUGGGACGGACUCGUGGCUUCCCCCCCAAGGAAGACAUGGAAGAAGAGGUGGAACCCGAUUUAAAUGGUAUUAAAUCAGUAACGGAAAAAGAAUAUCGCACAGUUGAAUACAAUCAGAAGGAGCUCUUAGUUUGAGCUGAUUUUCCUAGGCAGAUACAUAUAUUUGAAUGCUAAAUGCCUUUAACAGACCAGGUAUUUUCUUCCUCUAUCAAGUAUAAUUGUGAAUGUUCUGGGGUUCACUAAAUGCAGCACCGAAUGUGCUACGCCAAUUUUGUUAUGUACCAGCAUCAGUAACAGUUUUUUUAAAAGAUUCAGUCUCCUUCACUAUAAUUUAAGCACAUUUCAAUUUCUUUACCUGAAUCAA
Molecule: messenger RNA, 2195 nt
Organism: Mercurialis annua (annual mercury)
Lineage: Eukaryota; Viridiplantae; Streptophyta; Magnoliopsida; Malpighiales; Euphorbiaceae
Product: fructokinase-like 2, chloroplastic
Exons: 5
Coding region: 215-1966 (583 amino acids)
Biological process (GO): etioplast organization; plastid transcription; chloroplast organization
Cellular component (GO): chloroplast nucleoid
Source: RefSeq, a predicted model, not a curated record